This is a messenger RNA of Arabis nemorensis, 1401 nucleotides long. The record is from the annotation of a GenBank genome assembly. Lineage: Eukaryota; Viridiplantae; Streptophyta; Magnoliopsida; Brassicales; Brassicaceae.
AUGAAACUACAAAAUCAAUUGAAUCAUCGUGGUUUAGCCGAGUUGGCCAAAAAGUAUGGUGGUAUUUUACAUCUUCAAAUGGGUAAAAUUCAUAUUGUAUCCGUUUCGACUGCUGAAAUGGCCCGCGAAAUUCUUCAGGCUCAAGAUGUGGUUUUUGCAAACCGGCCAGCUAACGUCGCGAUCUCAUAUCUUACUUACAAUCGGGCUGAUAUGGCAUUUGCGAACUACGGUCCAUUUUGGCGUCAAAUGAGGAAGAUUUGCGUUAUGAAGCUCUUUAGCAGAAAAAGGGCCGAAUCAUGGGCCUCGGUACGAGAAGAAAUUGAUUCGAUGGUUCGAACUCUGACCAAACAAACCGGUUUUCCGGUUAACGUUGGCGAGCUUGUAUUUGCUUUGACUCGGAACAUAACGUACCGAGCUGCGUUUGGGUCGUUCGCUCGCGACGGUCAAGAAGAGUUCGUCAAGAUACUACAAGAGUUCUCGAAACUCUUUGGAGCGUUUGAUAUCGCGGAGUUUUUACCGUGGAUGAGAUGGUUUAGCAACCGCGGUUUCGACAAACGGUUAGAAAACGCUAGGAAAUCUCUAGAUGGGUUCAUAGACAAAAUCAUCGAUGCACAUAUCGAAAAGAAGAAAUCGCGAAAACAUGACGAUGAUGGCUUGGACGAUGACAUGGUCGAUGAACUAAUGGCGUUUUAUAGCGGCGAAAGCGGUAAUAAAUCUAAUGAUUCUCAGUCUUCACUUAGACUCACAAGAGAUAACAUCAAAGCCCUUGUCAUGGAUGUGAUGUUUGGCGGUACGGAAACGGUUGCGUCUGCGAUUGAAUGGGCAAUGACUGAGCUAAUGAAGAAUCCUCACGAGCUAGUGAAAUUGCAACAAGAACUAGCUCAAGUAAUCGGUUUAAACCGUCGAUUUCACGAAACCGAUCUCGAUAAUCUUCCUUACUUCAAAUGCGCGAUCAAAGAGACAUUGAGAUUACAUCCACCGAUUCCGCUUCUCCUCCACGAAGCUGCGGCGGAUUCCGUCGUCUCUGGCUACUCGAUUCCCCGUGAUUCACGAGUCAUGAUCAAUGUGUACGCAAUUGGUCGAGAUGGUUCGGUUUGGACCGAACCGGAUAAGUUUAAACCGGGUCGGUUUAUGGAAAGUAAAGCUCCGGAUUUCAAAGGUAGUGAUUUCGAGUUUCUUCCGUUCGGGUCGGGUCGGAGAUCGUGUCCGGGUAUGCAAUUAGGACUUUAUGGUAUGGAACUCGCCGCCGCGAAUAUGCUUCAUUCAUUUGAUUGGGAAUUACCGGAAGGAGUUAGCUCCGGUGACUUGGACAUGACUGAUAUGUUCGGUCUCACGACGCCUAGAGCCACCAGGCUUAUCGCCGUUCCUAGAUACCGGCUAAAAUGUCCCAUGGAUAUUUGA